AUGUCGAUGACAAUCCAAGAUGCUGGACAGGUCCGCGAAGGAUUCCCGCGCCCCUUCACCAACACCGCUACGAAUGUUUUCGAGCAGCUUAGCAUGACCGGUAAGGUCGUCGCGAUCACUGGAGCUGCUGAUGGUAUCGGUCUCGCUGUCGUUGAGGCCAUUUCUGAGGCAGGUGGAAAUGUUGCCCUUUUGUAUAACUCAAACAAGGCUGCCAUUGAGAGGUCGCAAGAGCUGGCGAAGAAACACAAUGUUAAGACUCAAGCUUACCAGGUUGAUGUUUCCGAGUCAGUGCAGGUUGAAGAGACAGUCAAGAAGGUCGUGCAAGACUUUGGCAGAAUCGAUGUCUUCGUUGCGAAUGCAGGCAUGGCCAUUUCCAAGCCCAUCUUGGAGCAAACUCUACCCGAGUAUGAGCAGCAGAUGUCCGUGAACGUAAACGGUAUCGUCUAUUGCGCCAAGUAUGCCGGGGAGUUAUUCAAGCGCCAGGGCUUCGGCAACCUCAUCAUCACCUCCAGCAUAAGCGGCCACAUCGUCAACGUUCCCGUCGACCAGCCCGUCUACAAUGGCUCGAAAGCCUACGUAACCCACUUCGGCAAGUCACUAGCUCGGGAAUGGCGUGAGUUUGCGCGCGUCAAUAUCGUCUCGCCAGGUUUCUUCGACACCAAGAUGGGCGCUAGUCCGCUUUGCAUUAAUGAGGCAUAUCGCAUGUCGCCUAUGGGACGGCAGGGACAUGUUAAAGAGAUCAAGGGCUUGUACCUUUAUCUUUCUAGCGAUGCUUCUAGCUAUAUGACUGGUAGUGAUGUUCUCAUUGAUGGGGGUUAUGUUUUGCCUUGA
This is a messenger RNA of Aspergillus steynii IBT 23096, 831 nucleotides long. RefSeq names its product short-chain dehydrogenase. The coding region runs from base 1 to 831 and encodes 276 amino acids. NCBI's taxonomy places the organism in Eukaryota, Fungi, Ascomycota, Eurotiomycetes, Eurotiales, Aspergillaceae. The record is from RefSeq and is a predicted model, not a curated record. The transcript is spliced from 5 exons. Gene Ontology annotation, molecular function: oxidoreductase activity, acting on NAD(P)H, oxygen as acceptor. Gene Ontology annotation, cellular component: intracellular anatomical structure.